Juglans regia (Persian walnut) is the source of this 2633-nucleotide messenger RNA. Its product is annotated as WPP domain-interacting tail-anchored protein 2. NCBI's taxonomy places the organism in Eukaryota, Viridiplantae, Streptophyta, Magnoliopsida, Fagales, Juglandaceae. The coding region runs from base 364 to 2205 and encodes 613 amino acids. The record is from RefSeq and is a predicted model, not a curated record. The transcript has 5 exons.
ACUUUUAUGGCGCUCCUCUCUCUCUUUCUCUCUCUCUAUCUCUCUCUCGGAAAGGUUGUGUUAGCUCAAUAAUUCUGUUCCACAGACUGUAGGAUUGGCAGACGUACGCUCUUAACUAAGGAUGUAGCCAAUUCAACAGACGUUGACCAAUCUGUACCCACCGCCUCACCUUACACUCUUCCUACUCACGGAUCAUACUGCGUCUCGACUCUCUCAGAUUCUCCGUUCUGAUUAACGGUGGUUGUUGAUAAUCUAAUUCUUUUCAAUUCUCUCUCGAAUCGUUUUCUGCGGAGCGGAGCGGAUAAGACCCAGUAGAGAUUUGCCCGCAGUCAGGUUGGUUGAACCAAAGACUAAGCGGUGGAAAUGGGCGAUGAAGCUGUUCGUGACAUGUGUACUGGGACUCGAGAGUCUGGCAAACUUUAUUUACAUGGAGUUUCACCCACUGAAAAUAGUAGACAGGAGAUAGAGAGGUCCAUGAAAAUUAUAGUAAAAUUAGACUUGGACUUGGAAUAUUCUUCUGAGAAGUUGGUAAAUUUGCAUAUCCUAUUGAUGUACCUUCUGGCUCAGGAAAAUGAUCUUCAUACGAUGGCUUUGGAUAAUAACUAUAUUUCAACAGACUCUAUUGAGAAGUUAUUGACAUUUGAUCUCUUAUCUGGCAUUUUAGAUGCUGAGCUAAGAGAGCUGGACAGUUUUAAGGAUAAUCUCCAAGCAGAAAUUGUUGAUGCCCGUCUUAAAAUAUCUUCAUGCAGACACCUGAGAGAACUAUCUACUAAGAUGGAAGAGAACUUGCAAGAUUCUGAACAAUCAUUAAAGCAGUCUCAAGUGCAGAUUUUGGAGCUGAAGAAGCAGUUAGCCAAGUUUCAGAGGACCAUCUUAGGUUUCAAGUUCGAGAAUGAGCAAAUUGACGUGGGCUUGGAAUUAUCAGAAGAUGGUCAACUAUCAAACAUAAAUGCAAAAUCAAAUAUGAAGAUAACCGGAGAGCAAAGACAUUUGCUACGGAUUCUGGAAAAAUCACUUGCAAGGGAGCUAGAUCUUAAGAAGAAGUUGGCAGAAUCGAGACAAAGGGAAAAAGAACUGGAAGUAAAGCUACACUUUACAGAACAAGUAGCAUUUCACAUGGAAGAAGCGGCUGAAGUUGUUUGGGGAAGGUUUUUGGAGGCAGAAAAUGCUGCUGAGGUGCUUAUGGAUAUUUCAAAGGACAUGGUUGGCCAAGUCCAGCUUGUUCAAUUUAAUCGGAAUGGUUCAAUUCAACGAGAAAUUGAAAUGAAGACUAAGCUUCAAGAUUGCAUUGAACAGCUUAAAGAAAAAGAUGUCACUUUAGAGAAGCUUGAAAGGAGCAAUGCAGAACAUAUUGCCCAAAGCGCUGAAGUGUUUUCUUUGAGAGAAAGAGUGAACCUUCUUGAGGAAAUUCUGAAAGAAUCUCAGGUCCAACUUGUUAAUGCAAAUGCCUGCAAUGAAGCAAGUCAAGAGCAACUCAGUGAAAUGGAAAAUGUAAUUGAUUCAUUGAAAGAAAACAUAGAUAUUGCAGAAAGUAGGGCUGAAAGUGCAGAAGCCAAGGCUGCUCAGUUAACAGAGACAAAUUUGGAGCUCACUGAAGAGCUGAAUUUUCAUAAAGGAAGUGCUAGUAACACUGAUCAAAAGGUGGGUUUACUUGAGAUCCAAUUGCAGCAUGCGAAGGCAUCUUCUGAGGCAAGCCAAGAGCAGCAGAACAUGUUAUAUUCUGCGAUUUGGGAUAUGGAAACUCUGAUUGAGGAUCUAAAAUCCAAGGUUGCAAAAGCCGAAAGUAAGACCGAGACUGUAGAGGAGCAAUGCAUUUUGCUAUCUGAAACUAACUUAGAACUUAAUAAUGAAAUAAGUUUCCUAAGGGCUAGAACAGAAUUCUUGGAGAUGUCUCUGGAUCAAGCUAACAAUGCAAAAUUAGAAAGUGCAAAAGAAAUUAACACGGGGACCAAGUUUAUUAUGGAUAUGGCAAUGCAACUAGCCACUGAAAGGGAGCGCAUCCAAAAGCAGCUAAAUAAAUUAACAAAGGAGAACAAUAUUCUCGUGGAGAAGUUAUGGCAUACUAAGAUUAUGUACAGCCAUGUAGAUGGUGACAACAAAGAGUUACUGUUUUCCAAGAAUGAUCAAAUCAAUGCUACCUGUACAAAAACAUCUGCGGAGGCAGUCACAGGAUCAUUGGAUAAACGUCUCCAGGCAGGUGGAUAAAUCAUCAGGAGAGGAACCUAUCUCUUGUAGUGAAGUGAAAUCUUCUGUUUCCGAAAAUAAUGUUGAUGUCAUGGUUUCGGAGAAUGAGGCUGUGAAAGCGGUGGAGACCAGGCACUCUCACCAAAUUUGUGUGUUUGUGGCGAUAUUUAUCUUACUAAUUUCAGCAUCGGCAACAUAUUUGUUUAGUCAGGAUUCAUUCUUUAAUUUUGAGGGUAAAUGUUUCCAAUGGCCUUAACACCAGAAGAUUUGCAUUUGUAGUGCACAUGUUGUAUCCAGUAAAAUAUUUCUUGUACCACUCUCGAUUGUUUCUUGAGUGUUUUUUUUUUUUGAGUAGUUUGAAUGAGUUUCUGUGUCUGAUCUGUACAACAUAUCAUUGUACUCUUUCCCUGGUUUUGUAUGUAAUGAAAUGUGAAUAUUAGUGAAGAGCA